This is a messenger RNA of Eruca vesicaria subsp. sativa (arugula), 2019 nucleotides long. The record is from the annotation of a GenBank genome assembly. NCBI's taxonomy places the organism in Eukaryota, Viridiplantae, Streptophyta, Magnoliopsida, Brassicales, Brassicaceae.
AUGGGAAAGAAGAGCUCUGCAUCAAUCCUCUGCUUCUUACUCAUAAGCUUCAGUCCCGUUUUUGUUUCUGCACAAACUUGUGAUGAAGCUGCUGGGACUUUCAAACCCAACAGUCCAUAUGAGAAGAACCGCCUUCUCUUCAACUCCACUCUUGCUUCUAAUGUCACGGCUCACGCCGGCUACUUCAACGGUUCCAUCGGGCUAGGCCCUGAUAGAGUCUACGCCUUGGGGAUGUGCGCUCCAGGUGCUGAAUCACAAGCUUGCUCCUACUGUAUCCAGGACGCCUCCGAUAGUCUACUAAGUACUUGUUCGAACCAAACAGAUGCUUUCGUAUGGUCAGGUGAUGAGUUCAUUUGCCUUGUUCGCUACUCUAGCAAGUCCCUCUAUGGGGUCCUCGCCUUGGAACCGAAUACAGUGUUUCAUAAUGCAAUGGAUGUAAGAAAAGAAAACCAGAAGGAGUUUGAUAGUGUGUGGGACGGGCUUAUGCUUCGUAUGAUCACUAGAGCUUCUUCCUCGGUGAGAAAAAAUUCGUCUUCUUCGUCCUUAUUGUCUGGUAAAUACUAUGCAAAGGAUGUAGCUCCAGUGCCGGUUUAUGGGAACAUAUUGGUGUUGAUGCAAUGCACUCCAGACAUUUCUUCAAAGGAUUGUAGUCUUUGUCUAGAGACAAGUGUUGAUUACUAUAAGAAAUGGUAUCAUGGGAAGAGAGGUUCCAUUAUGUUGAGGCCAAGUUGUUUUUUCCGGUGGGAAUUGUACAAUUUCUCUGGUGCUUUUGAUCAUAUUAAUGAUCCACCUCCGCCUAUAUUACCUCCUUCAAAUAGUCCUUCUGUAGCUAAUCUGACCAAUAUAACCAAGAAAGAUAGAAAGGUCUCAGGAGGUAUUAUCGCAGCGAUAGUGGCAGUUAUUGUUGUGACCAUAGUACUGAUUUCUGUAGGCUUUAUUAUGUUCAAGAAGAGAAAGGAAAAGCAAGAUAUACAACUUCCAACGGAAUCUGUUCAAUUUGGUUUCAAGACAAUAGAAGCUGCAACUAGUAAUUUUUCUGAAGAAAACAAGCUUGGUGUAGGUGGAUUUGGUGAGGUUUAUAAGGGCAUUCUUAUGAAUGGAACUGAAGUUGCGGUAAAGAGACUGUCAAAAACAUCAGGACAAGGUGAAGUAGAGUUCAAAAACGAGGUUCUUGUUGUUGCCAAGCUUCAACAUAGGAAUCUUGUUAGACUUCUCGGGUUUUCACUUCAGGGAGAAGAAAAGUUACUCGUCUAUGAGUUUGUCUCUAACAAAAGCCUUGAUUAUUUCCUCUUCGACGCUAGUAAGAGAGUUCAGUUGGACUGGACAAUGAGACACAACGUCAUCAUUGGGGUCAGUCGAGGGAUUUUAUAUCUUCAUCAAGAUUCACGGCUCAAGAUUAUACACCGCGAUCUCAAAGCUAGUAACAUUCUAUUAGAUGCUGAUAUGAAUCCCAAAAUUGCUGAUUUCGGAAUGGCAAGGAUCUUUGGAAUGGACCAAACUGUAGACAAUACAUCAAAAGUAGUUGGAACUUUCGGUUAUAUGCCACCUGAGUAUGUGAUACAUGGCCAAUUUUCGAUGAAGUCAGAUGUAUAUAGCUUUGGAGUAUUGAUUCUAGAGAUCAUUAGUGGCAAAAAGAAUAGCAGCUUCUACCAGAUGGGUGGUCUAGUUAACAACUUGGUCACAUAUGUCUGGAGACUUUGGGAGAACAAAUCAUUGCCCGAUCUCAUUGAUCCUGGUAUUAAAGAAGACUGUAACAUUGAUGACGUUGUUAGAUACAUUCAUAUUGGACUGUUAUGCGUUCAAGAAAAUCCUGCAGAUCGGCCAACAAUUUCAACGAUUCACCAAAUGUUCACAACCAGCUCUAUUACUCUGCCUCUACCUCUGCCGCCUGGAUUUUUCUUUGGGAACAGGUCAGGAACGACUUCUUCAUCCCAGGGAUUGGACCCUAGUCAACCGAGCAGCAAGUCUUUUACUUGUUCUGUGGAUGAAGCAACAAUCACUAAUGUUAAUCCUCGUUGA